Messenger RNA from Euleptes europaea (tarantolino), 1748 nucleotides. It is a transcript of the gene CNKSR3, whose product is annotated as CNKSR family member 3. Bases 1 to 1665 code for a protein of 554 amino acids. The transcript is spliced from 13 exons. Lineage: Eukaryota; Metazoa; Chordata; Lepidosauria; Squamata; Sphaerodactylidae. Gene Ontology annotation, biological process: regulation of signal transduction. Gene Ontology annotation, molecular function: protein binding. Gene Ontology annotation, cellular component: cytoplasm; membrane. The record is from RefSeq and is a predicted model, not a curated record.
AUGGAGCCCGUGACCAAGUGGAGCCCAAAGCAAGUAGUGGAGUGGACGAAGGGAUUAGAUGAUUGUCUUCAGCAGUAUAUCCAAAAAUUUGAACAAGAGAAGAUAAAUGGGGCUCAGCUGCUGCAGAUUUCACACCAGGAUCUUGAAGAAUUGGGUAUCACCCGGAUUGGACAUCAGGAGCUUGUGUUGGAGGCUGUGGAUCUCCUCUGUGCAUUGAAUUAUGGCCUCGAAUCGGACAACAUGAAGAGCCUAGUUCUUAAGUUACGAGCAUCUUCCCACAAUCUGCAAAACUAUAUCAGCAGUCGGAGGAAAAGUUCAAAUUAUGAUGGAAAUACCUUGCGCAAGCCCCCUAAUGAAUUCCUUACCUCAGUGGUGGAGCUUAUUGGUGCUGCGAAGGCCUUGUUGACAUGGCUGGACAGGACUCCAUUUACUGGGAUAGCCGAUUUUUCUACAACAAAGAACAAAAUCAUUCAACUCUGCUUGGAUCUCACCACCACUGUCCAGAAGGAUUGUCAUGUAGCUGAAAUGGAAGAUAAAGUUCUUAGUGUAUCCAAAAUUUUAAAUGGAAUUUGUGAUAAAACAGUUCGGUCAACCACUGAUCCACUGAUGAGCCAGGGUGCUUGCCUUGAGGAGGUUCAUCUAACCAAUAUCAAACCUGGUGAAGGCCUGGGAAUGUACAUAAAGUCUACGUAUGAUGGAUUACAUGUUGUCACUGGAACAACAGAAAAUUCUCCGGCUGAUAGGUCUCAAAAAAUUCACGCUGGUGACGAAGUGAUUCAGGUGAAUCGCCAGACUGUGGUGGGAUGGCAACUGAAAAACCUUGUGAGGAAACUGCGGGAGAACCCUUCUGGAGUCACUUUACUAGUAAAGAAACGUCAUACAGGCUCUUUUAAUUUUACUCCUGCUCCCCUGAAAAACCUAAGAUGGAAACCACCACUUGUACAGACCAGCCCUCCCCCAACUACAACUCAGUCACCUGAAAGCACCAUGGACGCUUCCUUGAAGAAGGAGAAGCCAGCCAUUUUGGACCUUUACAUACCUCCACCACCAGCUGUUCCAUAUGCUCCUCGGGAUGAGAAGGGGAGCUUUGUUUAUGGAGGAGGCAAUAAACCAAAGUUGCCCUUACCUGGUUCCAAAGGCACAGAAUCUCCCAAUUCUUUCCUGGAUCAAGAAUGCAGGAGGCGAAGGUUUACCCUUACCGAUUCGGAUCCUUUGACUCAUCCCAUAGAAGCAAAUAUGCUUCCUGCUAAGAUGCGAGAAAAAACUCCAUCUUAUGGAAAGCCUCGCCCGCUGUCUAUGCCUGCAGAUGGAAACUGGCUGGGAGGUGUAGAACCUUUCUGUAAGCCCCGAGCAAUGGGGAGAAAAGGUGAAAACGUCCUGUGUCGGUACUUCAGCAACGAAAGGAUCCCUCCCAUUAUUGAGGAAAGUGCCCCCUCACAGCAUCGUUUCUCCAGGCCUGCGGUUGAAAGGCAGCUAGUGAGGGGUGCCGACUACAUCAGGGGAAGCAGGUACUUUGUCAACGCCGAUCUUCAUAACAGCGCAACAAUCCCUUUUCAGGAGGAAGGGGCCAAAAAGCCACCUGGGACCACCUCCACAAAAUCUUCCUCCACAGAACCUUCACUGCUGGUCAGCUGGCUCCAAAGGCUGAAGCUGUUAACUCACUAAAUCACCGGUUGGAUUAUAAUUUUUAGGAUAUGCUAUCAAGUGCCUUUUCCUCCAGUCCCCACUCGGUCACCCAGCAAAAUUAU